This is a messenger RNA of Trypanosoma cruzi, 630 nucleotides long. Its product is annotated as hslvu complex proteolytic subunit-like, putative. Bases 1 to 630 code for a protein of 209 amino acids. The transcript has a single exon. Gene Ontology annotation, cellular component: HslUV protease complex; proteasome core complex. The record is from RefSeq and is a predicted model, not a curated record. Lineage: Eukaryota; Euglenozoa; Kinetoplastea; Trypanosomatida; Trypanosomatidae. Gene Ontology annotation, molecular function: threonine-type endopeptidase activity.
AUGUUUCGUCGUAUCGCUCGACACACCUCCUUCAUUACGGCAUGUCAGUCCCGCCAGACGACCAUUCUUUCGGUGCGGAAAGGGGACACCGUCGUGCUUAUUGGCGACCGUCAGGUGACGCUUGGAGAGCGCAUUGUGGCCAAAUCCAGCGCCUGCAAGCUGCGGAAAAUUAACGAUGAUAUUGUGAUUGGCUUUGCUGGUAGCACGGCGGAUGCCAUUGCGUUGAUGGAGAAGCUUGAGAACAAAGUCGGCGAGUUCCCCCAGCAACUCACCCGCGCUGCAGUGGAGUUGGCGAAGGACUGGCGCACCGACCGCGCGCUGCGCCGCCUGGAGGCCUCUUUAAUUGUCUGCGGCCGCGAGGAGACGCUGGAAAUUGACGGCCAGGGGAACGUCAUCACGCCUGAGAGCGACGGUAUUGUGGCGAUUGGGUCGGGGGGCACGUUUGCCAAGGCGGCGGCACGUGCAUUGAUUGACGUGGACGGUUACGACGCAGAGAAAAUUGCCCGCAAGGCGAUGCGCAUUGCCACGGAGAUCGAUGUUUUUAGCAACGAGCACUGGGAUGUGGAGAUUCUCACACGAAAGCCGGCAAAGCCCGCUGAUGCGCCUUCAGAAGAGAAGAAAAGCGAAUAA